AUGACGGUAUCAGACCGAGGGCCAACCCAAUGUCAAUCCCCAGCAUCAGAAACAUUUGCGGCCUUGGAGCCUGUGACAGCGAAAACUCUCAAGGACGCCGUCAUCCAGAAACUCGGGCCCUUUACACCAGAAAGUGCUGUCUCAGCAUAUCGCCGUGCAGUCGAGCCGUGGUUUCCAGUGAUAUCUGAACUGGGAAGUCGAGUUCCCGCGACAUGUGACGAGACUUCUCUGGAUGUAGCCUUGCUCUGCCUGUCCAUUCUACUCUUCACAACGAGUCCCUCCUCGACUACAAUGAAUGACGAUAUCACCUCUGGACUGGAAAUCCUUUAUCUUCAAACGAAGAGUAGCCUUGCCUUCGCUGAAGGACUUGGGUUGAAUUCCGUUCAAAUCGUUCAGUCGAGGAUUUUGCUAACGCUUUUCGAAGCGAGCCAUGGCUUCUACCCAGCCGCUUACAUAUCUAUCGGAGCCACACUGAGAGCCGCAGAUGCACUUGAAGUACACCCCAUUGAAGACGCCGUGCAGCCUUACUGUUCAAAUGAAGCAAUCACUUAUGAGGAAACAGUUCUGAUGUGGUGUGGAAUUCUGGUCCUGGAUAGGUGA
Exophiala bonariae is the source of this 600-nucleotide messenger RNA. RefSeq lists its product as uncharacterized. The coding region runs from base 1 to 600 and encodes 199 amino acids. The transcript has 2 exons. The record is from RefSeq and is a predicted model, not a curated record. Lineage: Eukaryota; Fungi; Ascomycota; Eurotiomycetes; Chaetothyriales; Herpotrichiellaceae.